AUAAGAAACAUAAGAGAAGUUAACGGUAAAAACGUAAUCAAAUUUUAUGGCGUUACUAAAGAUCCUUCAAAGGAAUUUCAUUCCAUGGUACUUCAAUAUUAUAAUAAACCCCUUCGAGAGCAUUUGAAAGAGGUCUUAAAACAAGAUUGGGAUUACAAAUUAAAAAUGGCCAAAGAUAUUGCCAAUGGCUUGAAAUAUAUUCAUGCAGAGAAUAUUAUACAUUGUGAUUUGAACUCAAAAAACAUAAUGAAUCACGAUGAUAAAUUGAUGAUAAUUGGUUUUAGUUCAUCCAUGUCACUUGACCAUGAUAGCGAAACAGAGCCUACGAUAAAACUUACUGAUGAAAAUGUCAUUAAUCUCCUCAAAGAUAUUGAGCUAGAUUGUUUAUAUCGAGAUUAUGAUUAUAUUCCAAAAAUUUGUUUAGGGAGAAAUGAUACUUCCGUAUCAAAAAAAGAACCUUGCUUAAUGGUGAUUAAGGGUUCACCUCAGAAUCAAUACUUUUUCCUUCGUCUAGAUGAAACAUUUAUAGGAAGGAAGAAUUCAAAUCACAUCAUUAUAAAAGAUCAUGAAAUUGCUAAAAAACAUGCAAGUAUUAAAAGUUUCCAAGGAAAAGUUACCAUCACCAACUUAGAUUCAGGAUCAGGAAUUUCUAUUAAUGGUGAAAAACUUUUAUUUCACGAUUCCCGUACUUUAAAAAGAGAUGACAGGAUUAAAAUGGGAUGCAGUAUUUUUCAAUACCUUCCUGCUGGAGAAUAUGAGAACCGCAUUGAUAAACUUCUACCGAUUUAUAACAGGGCUUAUUUGGAGAAAAGCUUGGAAAAUGAAUUCUUGAACGCAAGAGAAAAUGAGCAGAAUUUGAGUUUGCUAUUUUUUGAUUUGGAUAAUUUCAAAAGUAUCAAUGAUGGAAAUAACCAUGAAGCUGGUGACUACGCUUUAAAAGAAUUAGCUAAGCUGAUUCAAAAUGCUCAUGCUCGUGCUGAAGACAUUUUUGCACGAUAUGGCGGAGAUGAGUUUACAAUUCUUCUCAAGAAUGCUGAUUUAAAGUCGGCCUCUGAAAUUGCUGAGAAAAUUCGAACUUCUGUUGAAGCCCACUCAUUUACUUAUAAAGAAAAAAAAUUACCAGUUACACUUAGCAUUGGAGUUUCUGGAAUGAAUUCAUCGGUAGAAACUUAUAAUGACUUGUUAGUUCAUGCUGAUGAAGCUUCAAAGAAGGCAAAGGAGUAUGGUCGCAAUCAGGUAAUAAUAUGGGAGAAUGAACACAAUAUAAAGCAUUUGAAGGAGGCGCAACAGCUUGUCUUGAAACAAAGUCGAGGAGAACUGUUAAGCGAAUUAGGUGGAUUGGAUGAAUUGAAAAAUCGAUAUCUAGAAGACUUGAAUGAAACUUGUGAAUUUAAAGAAGCACUAGACUUAUAUGUCAAGCCGCGAGGGACAUGGAGCGUGCCAAUUAUCAAGCCAUUAGAUGGUAAAGAGGAAAUGGGUUACGAAGUAAAGGAAGGUGAUAUUGAACAAGUAGUUAUGGGUUUUUUGACCUCAAGGGAUAAACUCAUUUCAAAUGAUGUAGAAAUUUUGGAGAAAGCAGCCAAUAAGUUUUUGAGUUCAAAGGAAAGGAAGCCAUUAAUUGAAAAAGUUAAUAGUUUUUUUGCACUAGAGAAUCAAUUAACUUUGGAGGAUAUAAAUUUUUUGAAGGUAGCGAUUAAUCAAUUUUUAGCCUUAAAGGAUCAGAAGGCCUUGAAGCUUCUGGAGAUGGCGAUAAAUGAAUUUUUAGAAUCAUCAAAAAAUGAGAGAGUAUUAAAGAAUACAAUCCAUAAAUUUUUGGAAAGCCCACUGGUUUUGGAAAAUAAACUGUCGUUGAAAAAUAAAUUAGACUUAAUAAAUCAAAUAACUAAAGACGAUGUGAUAACUUUGAAAGAAGCUUCAAAAGAUAAAAAAGAUUUUGAAGCAACUGCUACUAGACUUUUAAAUUUCAAAGCUAAAAAAGUUUUGGAGACAGCAGUAAAUCACCUCCUAACCCAGAAGCGUAAAAGAGUAUUGUUGAUAUUAGGUAACGGAGGAACGGGUAAAUCGACGUUUAACCGUCACCUUGCUCGUAGUCUAUGGAAAGAAUAUGACCAACAAAACAUGAAGCAACCACUUAUUCCUUUAUUUAUCGCACUAGCACCACUAGAAGGGCUGAUAAAUCGAGAUC
Messenger RNA from Racocetra persica, 2185 nucleotides. The record is from the annotation of a GenBank genome assembly. NCBI's taxonomy places the organism in Eukaryota, Fungi, Glomeromycota, Glomeromycetes, Diversisporales, Gigasporaceae.